Molecule: messenger RNA, 943 nt
Organism: Nannospalax galili (Upper Galilee mountains blind mole rat)
Lineage: Eukaryota; Metazoa; Chordata; Mammalia; Rodentia; Spalacidae
Gene: Selenow
Product: selenoprotein W
Exons: 5
Biological process (GO): response to selenium ion
Cellular component (GO): cytosol
Source: RefSeq, a predicted model, not a curated record
UUUUUCCUGAAUCGGCUUGGUUCUAAUUCACUUCUGCCUGUUGUUUUCCCUCCCUUGUUGCCUUCUCUGUUUCAUACUUGUGGUGUCUAUUUCUUCUCUCCCACUGCCUCCCUCCCACCCCCAUUUCUGGGCUCCCUCCCCUGUGGGCUUUCUCUGUAUAUCUGCACCUUUGCACAUCUCUGUGUCUGGUGUGUCUUCCCCUCCCUUGAGGGUCUCUUUUGCCUCCUCUUUGUCCCCUGUAUCUUUCUUUAUCCAUUCCUCCUUCCCCUCUCCCGUUCCCUGCCUCUGCUGGCCGCCUGUGCUCUCUGGGACUGUACUGCCUGGUGGACUGGGUCUGCCUUCGUGGAUUUACCCACCAGUGGAGCUUGAGGCUACAAGCCCAAGUAUCUCCAGCUCAAGGAGCAGCUAGAAGAUGAGUUCCCCGGAUGUCUGGACAUUUGUGGGGAGGGGACUCCCCAGGCCACCGGGUUCUUUGAAGUGACAGUAGCCGGCAAGUUAGUUCACUCCAAGAAGAGAGGUGAUGGCUACGUGGAUACAGAGAGCAAGUUUCGGAAGCUGGUGACCACCAUCAAAGUGGCCCUGACCCAGUGCCAGUGAGCCCUGAAGGCAGAGUCCUGAGACCCUCCUGGCCAGCCCCUCUUGGCAGCUGCUUCAUGACAGGAAGGACUGAAAUGUCUUGACACACUGUGGUCUUUCCUCGAUGUUCCUACGGCCAUCAAGUCCGGGCAGAUAUGACCAGUGGUCUUUGCCUCUGUGUGGGGUGUGUGUCCCUGGAACCCACCUUUGCACACGCCCUGUCCUGCCCUUCCCCACCUCUCCCUGAAUUCCCCCAUGUCUCCCACCUACUCUCCUGCCUUAGUUUCCUUUCUCCAGCAGAAACUCCAAGUAGUCAGCAUGGGGCUGACUUCACAGCCACAGCGAUGAUGGUUCCCACUUCAAUAAA